CUGAGUGUACACGCCAGACAGGCCCCAUAGACCGCGACUGUGGCGCGGGGCCGGCUUCUCGGUUUCCUAACGUAUGCGUUGCACCAGCGGCAACGAAAGCUAAGGUUCUCCUUUGCCGUGUGUUGGAUGCUGGACCUCCAGGGCAGUGGCCCGGGCGGGUGGGGUCGGAAGACCUCGGAAGCGCCCGGAGCGGCCGGCCGGGUUCCUAACACCCUGGGGGGCUCGGCCCGCAGCGCUGCGGCGGCCCUGGGAGCAGCGCAGGGCCGGGAGAACCAAGCUCCAGCCCCGGGACGGCCUGGGCUCUCGCGCCCUCUCGUUGGGCGGGAGCGGGCAGGCGGGAGCCUGGCGGGGAAGGAUGGCGAGCAGCUCAGCCCCGACCUGCUCCGCCUGGCUCCUUCCGGCGGGCAUCAAGUUUCCCUGAAGGUCAUCGGGAAUACCCCGGAGUCCAGGCUGCCCAGCCCCAUCGAGGAGUCCGACCAGAGGGUCUUUGGGAACUAUUAUCAGCUGUUCGCGGCCUCGGUGGGCGAUGUGGAAUGGCUGCGGUUCUGCUUGAACCAGCGCCGCGGGGAAAUCGAGGCCAACGACAAGGGCUUCGCUGCUAUCCACUUGGCAGCCCAGCAGGGCCAGCUGACCUGCCUGCAGGUCCUGAUAGACGAGUACGAGUUCCCCGUGGACCUGCCCACCCAUGGCGGCGAGACAGCCCUGCACCUCGUCAUCCACAAGGACAACGAGCCCGUGGCCCUCCCGUGCAUUCAGUACCUGCUCGAGAAAGGGGCGAACCUCGAUGCUCAGACACACAAUGGCUCCACACCCCUGCACCUGGCAGCUUGCGAGGGCCUGCUGGGCUGUGUGAAGGUACUGGUGCAGAGGGGCGCCAAUGUCCAUGCCCAAGACGCCUUGGGCUGCAAACCCAUUGACUACUGCAAGAUGUGGAACCACCGCACCUGUGCCCGGUUCUUGAAGGAUGCCAUGUGGAAACGGGACAAGGAUGACUUUGCCCGUGAGAUGGGGAAAGUGAAGAGGCUCAAGGAGCAGCUGGCCCUCAUAGAGCUGGACUACCUGACUGAGUACCAAAAGGAACACAAGGUUCUGAGAGAGGAGGAUUUCACCAAGUGGCUCCGCUGCAAGUUGUUCAACCAGCGCCACUCUCUGCUCACCAAGGAUACGCAAGUGGCCAGUACCCGAUCCCGCCCCACCAUCCUCCCUAAAACCUCAGAAUACCAAGGCCCGCAGACUUCCCAGAGCUCCCAGCCCUGGGGGAAGAAACAGCUUGGAAGCAUACAGCAGUGCCCGGCGCGGUUGCCCACCAAGCCCAUCUACAGGCGGCCCCCACUCAGGCGGCCCAAAAUGUGGAAUCCUAGCAACAACCCCGCCAGUUCUCCCCCGACCCAGUUCAGCUACCCGCAGGGCAUCCGCCUGGGCGUGCAUCCAGACUCCUGCAGGGAGCAAGACUUCAGCAGCUUCCUGGAGGUGAUCCCCGGCCCCCAUGGCUACGCAUGGCUGCACACGGCCAAUGGCCACUGGGUGGCGCCCGUGCCCCGGCUGCCUUUGGAGGUGAUGGUCCGCGAGCUGUACCCACAGAAGCAGCCGUACAGGAUGAAGGUACCCCAGGGCUUUCAUGCCAUCACCAUCAAGGACGUGCCCCACAAGCGGCACUUGGACAACCGCACCUUUUGGACCAACACUCUGGCCAUGAGCCUGCGCGAGACAUUUGACGAAGGCUUCCUGGCCAACGUGCGAGCUCACCGGGGGCUCCCUGCUCUGCCCACCCCCACAAGCCCUCUGUAAAGUUCCUUCGGUGGCCUCAGGGCAUGAGGCAGCCUAGUGAAGUCCAUGGUGUGCUGAUUCAUGUUGUGGGUGGGAAGGAAGGGGAAGGCAUGUCCGGGGGUUCCCACUCCCAAGGUCAAGGACAGGAAGAUGCCCAUGCUCCCCAACUUCCCCUCAACAAAAGUCUAGACCUCAGGCCUCCUCUCUGCAAGGAACUCUCUCCAGCCCUUGGGAAUCCAGA
This is a messenger RNA of Oryctolagus cuniculus (rabbit), 2008 nucleotides long. It is a transcript of the gene ANKRD53, whose product is annotated as ankyrin repeat domain 53. Gene Ontology annotation, biological process: mitotic metaphase chromosome alignment; regulation of mitotic spindle organization; positive regulation of microtubule polymerization. The record is from RefSeq and is a predicted model, not a curated record. NCBI's taxonomy places the organism in Eukaryota, Metazoa, Chordata, Mammalia, Lagomorpha, Leporidae. Gene Ontology annotation, cellular component: spindle pole. Gene Ontology annotation, molecular function: protein binding.